UAAAAGUUAUAAUAAAAAUAGUGUUACGUGGAGAUGUAUCGAACAUAACCGCCAAAAGAAAUGCUCUGUUAUUAUCCACACGACAUCUGAUAAAAAAAAUGGUGAAAUUAUUGGUGAUGCUCCAAUUCACCAUCAUGCUGGUGAUGUAUCUGAAAUUAAAACUAAAGUUGUUCGUUGUAAUUUAAAACGUCGUGCUGUGAAUAACGAUAGUAAACCGUUAGGAAUUAUUGCUGAUGUAGUCAAAGAUGUUAAAUCACCAGUUAUGUCUCGAUUGGGUAAAAUUUCAAGUAUGCAACGUAUGAUUCAACGCGUUCGUAGUGAGAAAAUACCUAAAGUUGAAGGAAAAACUCUUCAUGAUUUGACAUUGCCAGAUGAAUUAAAAUUAACAGAAAAGAACAAAACUUUUUUACAGUAUGACAGUGGACAAAACAACAAUCGUUUUAUGAUUUUCACUACAUAUGCUAAUCUAAUGAAAUUAUCUCAAUGUGAAAUUUGGGCUGGUGAUGGCACAUUUCGAUCCGUGCCUGUUUUAUUUAAACAAUUGUAUUCAUUGCACGGAGUCAUUGAUGGGCACACACUACCGCUCGUUUAUAUGUUGUCAUCACGGAAAUCUAAAACUGUAUAUCGACAGAUUCUGCAAAAAAUUAAAGAAUUGCUACCUGAUAAUAUCAUGUUACGUCGAAUGUUGACUGACUAUGAAUUAUCAUUUGUUAAUGCAUUUAAGAAUGUUUUUAUCGAUGUACAUGUAAGCGGAUGUUUUUUCCAUUAUACCCAGUGAAUAUGGCGAAAUAUUCAGGCCAAAGGCUUACAAGAAUUGUAUAAUAAAAAUAUUCGUGUUGCUGAAAAUAUAAGAAUGCUCAUGGCGAUUGCAUUUGUGCCGACUAAUGACGUGAUCACCGCUUAUAAUGAACUUAUAAAAUCUGAAGGUUAUAUUCAAUAUGAAAACGAACUAAGUGAGAUGUUAGAUUAUUUCGAAUCAACAUGGAUUGGAGUCUUAAAACGAAAUAAAGUUGAUCGAAAUGACCCAUUAUUUAGAAUUGAAUUGUGGAAUUGUUAUAAUAGCGUAUUAAAUGAUGAAACUCGAUCUAACAACGGUAUUGAAGGUUGGCAUCGUUCUUUCAAUGCUUUAGUUCGUGUUCAUCAUGCUAGUAUUAUUAAAUUUGUAACUGCACUGAAAUCUGAGCAGACAAUUCUUGAAUUGAAGCUAGUACAACUAAAUACUGGUGUACCUUUGGUUAAACGACGGUGUCAGUACCUCAAUCAUGAUGUUCGCCUAAAAAGAAUUGUUACCGCAUACGACCCCAAUCUGAAGUUGCAAUACCUUAAAAAUGUCGCGGGUAUAUUACGGCUUUAGAGUCUAGUAUUCGCAUAUUAUUUUAAUAUGUUGAUUAUUUACAUUUCAUUAAAAUUUUUUUAGAUAAUUUCAGUCAUAAAAAUAAUAAUUAGAUGAUAAUAUGAUGUACAUUAAAAGAUUAUUAUGAUGAAUUUAUGUUUAAAAUGAAUAAUAAGUAUAA
Messenger RNA from Microplitis mediator, 1514 nucleotides. RefSeq lists its product as uncharacterized. The coding region runs from base 263 to 778 and encodes 171 amino acids. The transcript has 2 exons. The record is from RefSeq and is a predicted model, not a curated record. Lineage: Eukaryota; Metazoa; Arthropoda; Insecta; Hymenoptera; Braconidae.